AUGAGCGACAUCAUAAGCCUCGAGGAGGACAUCAAACAAUACCGAGAACAGCUCGGUGUGGUCAACGCUGGUCUGAAAGAUGACCCCGGCAACGCAGAGCUUCUUGCCUUGAAGUCUGAGUUAGAUGAUGCGCUCAACCUUUUGAACGAAACGCUUGCUGAACUUAAGCCUGCGAAAGCAGCCGCCUCGCCGCCAAAGCCCACCGCUGCGUCGCCACAGCCCGCCCAAGAAAAAUGGUCGCGCGAGAAUCACCCUGCCUUUAAGAAGACGACGCCCCUCGAGGAGAAGGAUGUUGACGUCGGUCCGGUCAACUAUCAGGUCAAUGAUACGGUCAUGGCGAAAUGGGUGUCUGGAGACAAGGGAUUCUAUCCUGCGCGAAUCACAUCCAUCACCGGCUCGUCUACGUCGCCUAUCUAUAUCGUGAAGUUCAAGAGCUACGACAACACAGAGCAGCUGCGAUCUAAGGAUAUCCGACCCAUCUCACAAAAGCGCAAAGCAGACGGAACGCCCGUGAACAAUACUCCACUUUUCACUGCGCCAACCCAGCCGCCGCCGUCUUCGAACCCCGCGCCUGGAGUCAUUUCCGCUGCAGCCAGCAUCAACCCGGAGCUCGCACAAAAGAACAGAGAAGCUGCGGAAAAGGCACCGGAAGACGCGAAGCCCAAGUUCAAGAAAAUCAAGGCGACCAAGGAACUCGAGAAAGGGAAGAGCAAGUGGCAGGAGUUCAACAGCAAGUCCAAGUUUGCCAAGGGUUCAAAGGUCAAGAAGGAGAGCAUGUUCCGGACUCCGGAAGGUGUACACGGGAGAGUUGGAUUCACCGGCUCAGGCCAGGCCAUGCGAAAAGAUGCCACCAGAAGCCGCCACAUUUACCAGCCCAACGAAGACGUGGAUUGA
Messenger RNA from Pseudomassariella vexata, 894 nucleotides. RefSeq lists its product as uncharacterized. Gene Ontology annotation, molecular function: DNA-binding transcription factor activity. The record is from RefSeq and is a predicted model, not a curated record. Bases 1 to 894 code for a protein of 297 amino acids. The transcript is spliced from 3 exons. Gene Ontology annotation, biological process: negative regulation of DNA-templated transcription. Lineage: Eukaryota; Fungi; Ascomycota; Sordariomycetes; Amphisphaeriales; Pseudomassariaceae.